AUGGCCAAAACUCGUCUCCAACUAAUUAAUUUAGCCAUUAUUGUAUGUGCAAUAACUAUUUUAUCAAAUAUAGUCGAAGGGGUAUUAUCAUUGAUUCUUGGUAGUCAAUCAAAUUCCGUAAGUCUUAUUAUUUUUGGAAUUGGUUCGUUUGUCGAAAUGACUUCAGCAUCUCUUGUCUUGGGGCGUUUUGUUGUGGAGUUAAGAAAAAGUAUCCAAAUCGAGGAAGCAAUUGUUGAUAAAACGACAUUUAUCGAUAUUGAACGUAAAACAACAUUAGGGAUUGGAUUACUAUUUCUUGUAUUAGCAUCAGGAACAUUUUUACACGCAAUAAUUUCGUUAAGUCAAAGAAGCCAUCCUGAAAAUACAAUAGCUGGUCUUAUAAUUUCUAGCGUUUCAAUUGUAUGUAUGCUAGCUGUAUACAUAGCCAAAAGAUAUUUGGCCGCAAAAUUGGAUUCAUCGUCAUUAGCAUCUGAAGCGCAAUGUUCAUUGGCGUGUAUUAAAAUCACUGGUGUUCUUUUUGUUAGUAGUUUAAUUUAUAUGAUAUGGGAAAAUAUUUGGUGGGUAGAUUCCGUGGCAGCUUUAAUAUUCAGUACGUUUUUUGCGAAGGAAGGUUACGUAAUGAUUAAUUGGGCAUCAAGUGAAUAUUUUACUGAUAUUAAAACGGAAGAAGGACGAUCAGAUAAUGAUAUCAAUGAGAAGAAGGCGGUGGUUCAGGAUGAGAAGGAUAUUAUUAAAUGUGUUGCACCUGUUAGAUGGGGACACAGAUCUAACAGUUUUAAACAUGAUAAAUCAAUUAAUGAAACGGUUCAUACAACAAAUUUGUUAAAGGCUUGUUGA
Messenger RNA from Diversispora eburnea, 837 nucleotides. NCBI's taxonomy places the organism in Eukaryota, Fungi, Glomeromycota, Glomeromycetes, Diversisporales, Diversisporaceae. The record is from the annotation of a GenBank genome assembly.